CCUGUUUAAUGUGAAUUUGUGAAGUCACUUCUCAAAGUAAUAUGGUUGUCAGUAGUGUGUUAUAGUCAGAUAAUUGGUUUUAGCCAUCUGUUUUGAAGUAUACAUCUUGCAGCAUUAUGCAAUUUGAGGAGCUGGAAGUAGCAGUAGAAAAUGAAUCAACAGCUAUAGAGUUUGCAGUGAAGAAAAAUUUAUUACCAGAAAAGAAAACACUUUGUCCAGUCUGUUUCAUUGGCAAUGUUGGCUGGUAUAAACGCUCCAAUGAAGGACUGAAAGUGCCAUUUUCAUUGAGGUGCUCAAGAAAAAAGUGUCGCAAAAAGUGGUCAGUCACAAAAAAUACAUGGUUCUUUGGGUCUCAUUUAAGUGUACGCCAAAAUUUUAUGUUAAUAUAUUUUUGGAUUAGAGGUGAUAAUAUUAGUGAAUCUGCUGAACAACUAAAAUUGAGCAAGACUACUGUUCUGGACUACUAUCAGUUCUGUCGUGAGGUAUGCUAUGUGAUUGUAAGUAACCGGACCAAACCUAUUGGUGGACCUGGUCAUGUGGUGGUGAUAAAUGAAUUUCACGUUGACAGAUUCAUCGCUUCUCAGCGGAAACGAGUCUGUUUUCUAGAAGGAGUAGAUAAGGACACAAAUGAUUGUUUUUUGCUUGAAAUUCAAAAGAACAAUGCUGGGACUCUGAUUCCAUUAAUCAAAACUUUUGUUUUACAAGGCUCCAAAAUAUUGACAGAUACGUGGGAAUCGUAUAAAAAGUUGAAGAGUGAUGAGUUUCAGAAAGAGUUUGUUGACCAUCAUUUAGAAUUUGUGGAGUCUGAUAAUGCAGAAGGGAAAAGUAACGAAGUAAAGUGUAUGUGGCGUACUGCAAAACGUUUUGUAGAUGAAGCUCAGGAGUCAAGAACUCGUGACCUGUGUUUGUUUCAAUACCUGUACUUCCAUCCUAUGGAGUUACUGAGUACAGGAGAAAAGUUUGAUAGAUUUCUGGAAGAUGUUGCGAAAGUAUACCCAGGCCCAUUCAGAGAUCCAUUGACGGCUGUUGUGUAUUAGAGUGUGUUUAAAAUAGUAUAGUGUAGUUGUCCACCAUGACAACUGCAAAUAAUGUUCCUGUUUCUGAAGUACUCCGAAAUAAAAGUCAGUUUGAAGAAGAUGAACCUAAAAAGAAAUCCCGAGAAGACUGGAGGAAAGCUAAGGAACUUGAAGAAGCACGGAAGGCUGGAACUGCUCCAGCUGCAGUGGAUGAGGAAGGAAAAGAUAUCAACCCUCACAUCCCACAAUACAUAUCAUCUGCCCCAUGGUACUUUGGUGCAAAAGGUCCCACCCUAAAACAUCAGCGACCGCAGCCAGAAAAGGAGAAGACGUUUUCAAAACUAGAUGAGUGGUACAAAAGAGGAGUUGACACAACCUCUGUUGCAGUGAAAUACAGGAAAGGGUCUUGUGAAAACUGUGGGGCAAUGACACAUAAGAAGAAAGACUGCAUGGAACGACCACGGAAAGUGGGUGCUAAAUAUACAGGAGCUAAAAUUGCUGCAGAUGAGUUUAUUCAGCCAGAGUUGGCAAUGGAUUAUGAUGGGAAGCGUGACAGGUGGAGUGGUUAUGACCCAUCACAACAUAAAGCGAUUAUUGAAGAAUAUCAGAAGAUUGAGGAGGCAAAGAGACAACUGAGAGCAGAUAAGUUGAACUCGACUGUGGAUGGGGAUGUUGAGUCAGAGGAUGUAGACAAAGAGGAUGAAGACAAAUAUGUAGAUGAGGUGGACAUGCCUGGUACCAAGGUAGACAGUAAGCAGCGGAUCACAGUGCGUAACUUGAGGAUACGUGAAGAUACAGCCAAGUAUCUGCGUAAUUUGGAUCCAAACUCAGCUUACUAUGAUCCUAAGACACGUUCUAUGAGGGAUGAUCCACAUGCUAGUGCUUCGCUUGUUGAGCAAGAUGUUGAUUAUGCUGGUGAGAAUUUUGUGCGAUUCUCUGGAGAUACCCAGAAGCACUCUGUGGCACAGGUGUUUGCUUGGGAGGCAUAUGAGAAAGGUGUUGAUGUGCAUUUGCUGGCGGAGCCCACUAAACUUGAGAUGCUUCAGAAGGAGUAUGACAAAAAGAAGGACCAGUUCAAGAGUCAGGUGCAGGAGAGCAUCCUUCAGCGCUACGGAGGUGAAGAACAUCUCCAGGCACCUCCCAAACCUCUGUUGCUUGCACAGACUGAGGAGUACGUGGAGUACUCUCGUUAUGGCAAGGUUAUCAAGGGCCAAGAGAAACAAAUAAUCCGUUCCAAAUAUGAAGAGGACGUGUUCCCUAAUAACCACGCUUCUGUGUGGGGGUCCUACUGGCACAAUGGACGUUGGGGAUUCAAGUGUUGUCACUCAUUUGUGAAGAACUCCUACUGCGUUGGUGAAGCGGGGAAAGCCGCAUCAUCAAAUACGUCUGGACCACUUGCUGGGACAUCUAGUGAAUCUUCUCAUAACCAUGAGAAGGAAGAAUCCAGUAGUUCUGUUGAGAGUUCAGAUUCUUCAUCAGAUAGUGAUUCAGAAUGUGAGAAACGAAAAGCAUUUGCUGCUGAGAAUAGCAAGAAAGAGAAGAGAAAGAGGAGAAAAGAGAAGAAAAGGAAACAGAAAGAAAGGAAAAAAAUUAAAGCUAAGGAGGAAAGUGAAGAGGAUAAAUUGAAGGCUGCGUUGGCACAAGAGGAACUUAAUCAUAAAGAGGCUGUACGUAUUCUUGCUAUGGAUGAGCGUAAACGACCUUAUAACAGCAUGACUGAAAUAAAGAAACCGACGGAUGAAGAGAUGGAAGCAUAUUAUAUGAAGAAGAGGCGAGAUGAAGAUCCCAUGGCUCAGUUCAUUGGUUGAGUGAGCUGUCUCAAAUGUUGAUCCAUCACAGAUAUACCUUUUUAUGUCAUCUCUUGAUUUUGUAUAAGAAAAAUUAAAUUAAAGGUGUAAUAUCAGAACCCAUUUAUGUACAUAGUUUAAGCAGUUAAGUAUAUAUUUACCUAACAUGGGCUACUUUCUGUAUUUAGAGUAUAAGACUUCUUAUUUUAUUAUUGUGAAUUAGUUACUUUAGAUUUUUAGUGUAGUAGGUAUUAGUGUAUGGCUAAAAUACAAACAUGUGCUUACUGCUUAUAGUAUAACAUGUACAAUAACAAUUAAAUGUAGCACUUAAGUUUAUCAUACAUUAGUUUCUGAAUUGUGAAAUUAAUUAAGAUCUACAUAAUAUUUUUAAUUUGUAGACUGAGUUCUUGUAAAUUGUCAGACAAUAAGUAGAAAAACGAAUUUUCGAAAUAAUUUGGUCUCAGAUUUUUGAACUUGGUUUGUCCUUCAAAUAUUUUUCUCAAUGACAGCAUUCCAGAACGAAAGUUGUCGUUUGUUCAAACGUAAGGGCAGCAGAUACUUUCAAAAACUGCGAACAGGUGGGUGUAUGCGGGCUAUCGUGCACAUGCUCGAGUGCGACCGUGAAAGAGCGAGACACCUAUGCCACGAUGCUUAAAUAUUAAGCAAAACCUUGAUCCAGGAACCUACAAAUGAGCAAGAUCUACUGCAUUAUGAGUGAUUGUUGAUGUUUGUUGUAGGAAAUUUUUGCUAGUGUGAUAUGAAAGAAAUUGUUUGAACAAUCUUGUUAGAGUCUUAGAAUUCUGAUGACCUCUAUUUAUAUUGGUUUUAUAAGUUGUGUUUUUGGUUUGAAUUUGAUUUGUGAUAGGAAUACAGUGAUGUUGACUGUGGGUUAUGGUCUAGGUCAUGUCACCUGUGGCUUUGAAUCCCACUCAAGGCAUGGAUGUUUGUCUGUUUUUCUGUAUACAGGUAGAGAGAGGCCUUGCGAUGGUAUGAUCACUUGUCCAAGGAGUCCUACUAAAAUUCAAAUAGAUUAAAUAACCUCCAAAAGAGGUAGCCAGGACCCACACUGAGUUGUAGAACCUGAGAUGAGACGAGGUUAUGUUACCAUUUUAUGAAGAAAUCUGUCUUCUGGGUUGUUGCCCUGUGUAGUCUGAUCGAUGUUUACCAACGUUUCAGAGGUCAUAUUGCCUCUGUCAUCAGGGCGCAACACCCCAGAAGACAGAAAUCUUCAUACUCACUGCUGUGAAAACCUCAAAUCUUACCAUUUUAUCUUGUGGGUGGUUAGAAACAUUUUGGUAAAACUCAUCUUGUCAAAUUGCUGGCACAUUCUACAUUAUCUCUUACCUGCUGUUUUCAGUAUUGAAUGUUUUGUGCUUGAGGUUGUGUGGGACUUACUGUAACUCACUUUAAGUUUUGCUUUUAAGUUCUGAAAUGAAAGAAUGUGCCCUUUUGAGCAGGGUAUCACGGAUUUCAGUUUUUUAUUACUAUUUGAUUAAACUAAAGUUUUGCCGUUUUUAAGAAUAAAUGUAACAUAGACCUCAUGUGAAGUAAAAACGAGUAAGACGGCAAACCCAAACCUGAAUGGUGGCUGUGUUAUAAUUCAUUUAUUGACAAAUUCUUGAUUUCUGCAAUGAAAUAAACCAUGAACAAAUGA
Messenger RNA from Zootermopsis nevadensis, 4457 nucleotides. The record is from RefSeq and is a predicted model, not a curated record. Lineage: Eukaryota; Metazoa; Arthropoda; Insecta; Blattodea; Termopsidae.